Messenger RNA from Caenorhabditis sp. 36 PRJEB53466, 1938 nucleotides. Lineage: Eukaryota; Metazoa; Nematoda; Chromadorea; Rhabditida; Rhabditidae. The record is from the annotation of a GenBank genome assembly.
AUGGCGUCGACGGAUGAGCGAAAUUUACGAGAUUUGCUGCUCGAAUCGACCGACGAUCUCGAGCACGUCGUCAAGAUGGUUAUAACUUUUACAAAAACCGAAAUAUGCUCAAUUUUCAGAUCAUUGACGUUCUGAUCAAUCGCGAAAAGAGUGCAAUGGUUCGGAACGGCGAAAGUGUUGAGAAUAUUAUCCGAUUGUUCGACGCCAAACAAGAGACCGUGAAGGCGCUUCUGAGGAAGGUUCCCGAGUACCAAGAGCGCGAAAAACUCAUUCGAAUUCUUCAAAGCCACGUGAAUAAGCGGAACGAAGUGAUUCAAGAAGUCGAGUUCAAUUUGAAGGCGUGCGAAGUCGCCCUCACCAGAUCCUGCUUCAACGUGAGCGGCUUCAGAUUGAAUCAUAAGUUGAAACAAAACUUGCCACUUUCAGGCGAACCAGAAGCUGAAGCAGAUGAAAGAGGCGGAGCUGCGACCGGUGAACAGCGAGCAGCUGAUCAAGCUGGCGCACCAGAUCAGCAAGCACAACUCGAUAUCGGCGCCGCUGACGUGGCAGAUCGGCGAUCCGUCGCGGCCGUUCCCGCAGGAACAUGAGUUCCGCUCCGGACACCUUCUGAAUCCGAAGACGCAAAGUGCCGGCCCACAGCUCCUUCCGGGCAAGAGUGCCGCGCAGAAACCGUUGGUCGGACAGAACUUGCACGGGGUAGGCGCUUUAAAAAAAUGAACUUUUGAGGACUUGGAUCUUGUGUCCAAGUUUCAGACCAAAGCUCGUAUCUUCAGAGGAAAUAAUCCGAUCGGCCUGAAACCUAGACCAAAGAUAUUUCACGUUUUGGCCCAAAAAAGCCCGGGCGGCCGGUUAUUUGCCCAGCCCUGUCACAUGACUUCCGUACAGUCUGGCGCGUGAUCAGACUGAUAAGGGCAUCACAGUCAGUUCAAAAAGUGAUCGCCGGCAGUUCGGGACAGGCGUGUGGGAGGGGCCUGUUUUUGAAAAAAAAUUGGCAGCCGCGAGGCUGCCCAAUUUACCCGGACUGUAAUAGGUUGCCAAGUUGCUUCAACUCUAAAUUACUUCUAUGGGCCAUAUUUGUUCAGUUUCCAAUCAUUUGAACCCACUACAAUAAAACGUCUUAUGGUUGCCGCUGGUUCGGAAAUUUCAAUCCGAUCGCCAGAUCAAAAAAAUGUUUUGGCGUUUCUCAAACAUCCCGCAUCUAUGUCUAUUUCCAGGUGUCUCCAUCCACAUCCGCUGCCGCGUCAAACGGAUCCGCUCCGCUGCGCACCGUCGGAACUCCGCUCGUCAACUCGUCCCACGCCGACGACUACAGUCCCCGAACGGGCUACGGAUCCGAGCCGACGCCUCCGAUCCAGGAGCAGGUCAUCAAAGGAGCCACGCCAAAUGAAAAACAAUGGCAGAACCCGGGGGCGACGGGUGCUGGCGGUCUCUCGUCGCAGUCGCCGUAUCAUCACGUGUCGCAGGUCGGUUCGCGCGCGCGCACUUGUAGGCCUCUUGUCGCAAUCAACUGCGAUGCACGGCUAGCGCGGGAGGGAAGCGCUCGGCCGCUGUCCACACGGUCACUGGUUCGACACCCGCACGCAGAAAGUCGAUAUUGUCAUUCAAUGGCUCUCUCGUCGAUUACGUGUGCCAUACCAACGCCAUUGGUAUCAUUCCUCGUCUUCUUAGGCACGGAACAUCGAAAUUUGGCUACACUUUUUUCGCUUUUCACCUGCCUUGCCCAACUUUAUUCUAACUAAUGACAAUUCUCGUUUCCAGAGCCCGUCCUCGUCUCCGAAUGUGAAACUGAAGAUCACCGGACUGCCGGGUCGGCCAGGAGGCGUGGAACAAGUGCAAGAACUGCGCGACGUCGCCGAAAUGUCAUCCGACGAGAGCACAUCGGAGAGUUCGGAUGAGGAGGGCACUUCCAAGAAGACGCCGAGUAGCAGCAAAUCGUGA